AUGGAUAAUUAUCAAGAUAUAAAAAAAGUAUUACAAACUAAAAUUCAUAGAAUUGAAAGGUAUAUGAAUUAUAAAGAUAUAAAUAAAUUCAUUGAAAAAAGAAAUAGAAUUAAAAAUGAAUUAGACAUUGACUUAACUGGUAAUAAUUUUAAAUUUGAUUAUAUUCAUUAUGAUGAAAAUAAUGAAAAUAUUACAAAUAAACUUAUUCAAGAAUCUAAUAAUAAUAACAACAGUGGCAAUAUAACAACAAAAACAGUAUUUGUUUGCCAAAUGGAUGAUACAGAACCUUUAAAUUUAAAUGUAAUUCAUAGUUUUAAACCAAAGAAUAUAGAAUUUGUAGGCUCAUAUAUAGUUUCAAAUUAUUCAACAAUUUUUAAACCAAAAUUAUCAUCAUUAUCAUCAUCAUCUUCUUUUUUUUCCUCUUCUUUUUCUUCUUCUUCUUCAAAAUCAACCUCUUUAUAUAAAAAUUCAAAUAGAAUUAAAUCAAUUGCAAUAGGUAAUAACCUUUUACAAUUUCAUCAUUUAAAAGAUAUAGAUUCAUCAUUACCAAAUUUAGUUUCUUUACAUAUACCAUUACCAUUUCAAAGUUUAUUUAGAGCAAUCAAUGAUUCAGUUGAUAAUUAUGAUAUAACCGAUGAUUCUUGCCUUUUAAAUGAAACCAAUCAACCAAUCAGUAGAACAAAACUAAUAAACCAUUGGUGCAAUAUGAUUAAAUCAUUACUAAAUUGUAAAUCAUUAAAGAAUCUAACAAUUGAUAGUUAUUGUUGUGAUUCAUGUGGUAAUUAUCAUGAGUUUUUUAAUAAUUUAGAUAAAGCUAAGGAUGACCCAAUUUCAAAUGGUAUUAAAUCAUUAUUAUCAAGUAAUACUCUUUAUUAUUUAAAUUUAUAUGAAGUACAUUUCAUUACAAAUAUUGAAGAUACAUUUUCACCAUUAAUUAAUACAAAAGAAUUAAAUAAUAAUAAUAAUAAUAAUAAUAAUAAUAAUAAUAAUAAUAAUAAUAAUAAUAAUAAUAAUAAUAAUAAUAAUAAUAAUAAUAAUAAUAAUAAUAAUAAUAAUAAUAAUAGUAAUAAUAAUAAUAAUGAUAAAGAGGUUGAUAAUAGUUCAAUUAAAGUAUUUACAUUAGAGAAUAAUUCAGAUUCACAAUAUCAUUCAGAGAAUGAUUUAUCAUUUAAUCAUUAUUAUAAUAUUAUUGAAUAUUUAUUAUCAAAUGUAAAUAAUAUUAGAAUUAGUAAUUUAAAUUUAAAAUUGGAAUUUAGUGAACAAUUAAAAUCAAAAUUAAUCAUAUUAAUAUUCAAUACAUUGAUUAAACAACAAAGUGAUUGUGACGAUAUCAUUAGAUUAAAUAGUAAUUUAUAUAGUAUUGGAUUAAUAAUAGAUGAAGAAGAUUUUGAAAAAGUUUUCAAUUAUAUUAAAUUACUAUCACUAUAUCAAAAAUUAAAUUCAAGACCAAUUGUGAAAGAGUUUUUUAUAACUAUAAAAUUUAAAAAUAAACGUUUCGCUUUUCAAGAAAUUUAUAAUUUAAAUCAAAGAAUAUAUAAUGAAUUUUAUAAAACAAAUAAAAAUAAUGAUAGAAUUAUUAUUACUAUUAAAUAA
Molecule: messenger RNA, 1593 nt
Organism: Dictyostelium discoideum AX4
Lineage: Eukaryota; Evosea; Eumycetozoa; Dictyosteliales; Dictyosteliaceae
Exons: 1
Coding region: 1-1593 (530 amino acids)
Source: RefSeq, a predicted model, not a curated record